CAGCCUCUCUCUCGCCGCCGCCGCCGCCGCCGCCGGGGAGAAGGCGAGGAACCGGCAGGUCGGCAUUCUUGGCAUUCCCUCCGACAUGCCGCAGAGGAGCGGGAGGCUGCGAGGGAGGCCGCAGAGGAGCGGCGCCGAGGAGGAGGAGGAGGAGGAGGAGGAGGAGCGGUUCCGGGGGGCCUGGCAGGCCGAGGGGGGGCCCCCUCUGUCCGUGGCGCUCUUGCCCCUCUCAGCGGAGGCCAGGUGGGAGACUCUUCAGCAGGAAACAGACCAGUUUGCCAGGGGCUUAUUAGCUUCUGGUGGGUCAGAAGAUGGUGGAGUCUCUUGCCCAGUUGCAGGAGGAAAAGUUGCACCUACAGCAAGAAUUGCUGUCUCUCCAAGAGAAACUUUUUGUGCAAGAAAGUAGCCAGCAUUCUCAGACCACGCACCUGCAAAAUCAGAUAGAAUGUCUGAAGGAAAACCUCAUGGAACAAGCACAGGAAAUGAAGAUACUUCAUUCUGAGUUGGGUAGUACAGAUUUGGAGAAGCAUCGAGAUCUUCUAGCUGCAGAAAAUUUGUGCCUAAAACAAGAGCAGAAGUUGUGUGAGGCAAAGCUGCAAGAGUUCAAGAAGCAACCUAUGCAAUGUGUCGACUGUAAGCACAGCCAGGAGAAUAAGAAAUUGCAAGAAAAGUUGGCCCAACUGGAGCAAGAAACAGAAAAAGUGAAAGGCCGUUUGUCUGUGGUAGACCUUGAAGUCCAGCAGAAAACCAGUCGGCUGGCUGAGGUUGAGCUACGGUUGAAGGACUGUCUAGCAGAGAAAGCAGAUGAGGAGGAAAGGCUCUGCCGGAAACUGCGGGAGAGUCAGGAGAUAAUAGCCAGUCUCACGGCCCAACCUCAACAGAUCAAGUAUAUCAUCAAAACUUUGCCAGUGGAGUCUUGCAAGACCAAGCAGGCUCUCUCUGAAGCCCAGUCCCAGAACCAAUAUUUGCAGGAGCAGGUUGGGAUGCAGAGGCAGGUACUCAAAGAGAUGGAGCAGCAGUUACAGAACUCUCAGAAGUCAACAACACAGCUCAGAGCACAGGUUAUGAUGUAUGAGUCUGAGCUUGAACGAGCUCAUGAAGAAAUGCUGGAGGAAAUGCGGAGCAUGGAAGAGUACAAGAACAAAGCCAUUGAAGAAGCAUUUGCCCGAGCACAAAUAGAAAUGAAAGCUGUGCAUGAGAACCUGGCAGGAGUGCAGAAAAAUCUCCUUACACUCCAGCCAGCUCUUCGAACUCUCACUAAUGAUUACAAUAACCUCAAGCAACAAGUCAGAGAAUUCCCUGUUCUCCUUGAAGAGGCCUUCCAGAAUGCCAAAGCAGAGGUCAAACAUAUCUCAAGAUCAAACAAACCCCGGGAGCUACUAAGAAAAUACCGCAGGGAACUGCAGCUCCGGAAAAAAUGUCACAAUGAACUUGUGCGAUUGAGAGGAAAUAUUCGAGUGUUUGGCCGUGUCAGGCCAAUAACUAAAGAGGAUGGAGAAGGUCUGGAUGCUGCCAAUGCAGUGAAUUUUGAUCCUGAUGAUGAUGCUGCCUUGCAGCUCAGGCACAAAGGGAAGCUGAUAUCAUUUGAACUGGACAAGGUUUUCCCUCCAGAAUCAACACAGGAAGAUAUCUUUCAGGAAGUUCAAGUUCUGAUUACAUCAUGCAUCGAUGGUUACAAUAUUUGUAUUUUUGCUUAUGGGCAGACUGGUGCAGGGAAGACCUACACAAUGGAGGGAACUCCUGAGAACCCUGGAAUCAAUCAGCGAGCUCUACAGCUUCUAUUCUCAGAAGUGCAAGCAAAAGCUUCAGCCUGGGACUAUAAGAUCACUGUCAGUGUGGCAGAGAUAUACAAUGAAGUUCUCAGAGACUUACUCAGAAGGACACCACAGGAGAAGCUGGACAUCAAACUGUGCCCAGAUGGCAGUGGACAGCUCUAUGUGCCAGGCAUGACUGAAUUCCCUGUGCAGUGCUUGGAAGAUAUUAAUAAGGUCUUUGAAUUUGGACACAUCAACCGAGCUACUGAAUGCACCUACCUAAAUGAGCACAGCUCACGGUCUCAUGCCCUUCUGAUGGUCACAGUGAGGGGAGUAAACUACAGCACUGGAAUACAGACCACAGGAAAGCUGAAUUUGGUAGACCUGGCAGGUUCGGAGCGGGUGGGUAAAUCUGGUGCUGAAGGGAGUAGGCUGCGUGAGGCUCAGUACAUCAACAAGUCGCUCCUGGCACUGGGAGACGUGAUCCAUGCCCUGCGUUCUCGCCAAGGCUACAUACCAUUCCGCAACUCCAAACUGACUUAUCUCCUGCAGGACUCUCUCUCUGGUGAAAGCAAGACACUCAUGAUGGUCCACGUAUCUCCUGUUGAGAAGAACACAAGCGAGACACUCUGUUCCCUCAAGUUUGCUGAGCGUGUUCGCUCGGUAGAGCUGGGCCAUGGUACUCGGAGAUCAGAAUCAGGCUCUUGGUCCAGUCAGGAGCACUUGGAGACAGACUUGUCAGUCUCAGUACAACCCUGCAUUCGAUCACAGUCUUCUCCAUGGACAGGGCGAUCAAGUUCACUCCGGUCAAGACUCCAAACGUCAGGGAAAUUGAAGCCGCUACCUGUGUGACAAACUGACCAGAGAAAUGGUUUGUGUGAGAAAAGUUGAAGAAUGCUUUCUGCGAGACUGCCCUGCCCUGCUCUUCACCUUCGUCAAAGCCCAGCGGAGCACUGCAAUGGACUAUGAGGACUGCUGCCGUUAACACAAAAUGUUGGCAUAGCCAAGGUUCUCUGUCAGUACAACAACUUGUGAAUAAUGUGAUGCCUCUCUGAGAUGCCUCAUUGUUGCUAACAGUGGAUGGUCUCGGCUUGGAUGGAAUUGGCCUUGAGCAGAUAGGCACUUAUUAAACCGAAUAUGGUUCACUGUUCUCCUGGGUCAUGCCAGUUGGAAAGGCAGAUCCCCUGAAGAUGCCAGGUUCCCUACAUAUUCCAGGACUCUUUACAUGUACAAAAAUGUCUGAAGUAAAAGAAAAAGUGGACGCAACGUCAUGAUAUUCCAGGAUGCAGAGUACAUUGAGAGCUAAUAUAAGUCAGUUCAUGGGGGUGGGGGGAAGGUCAGGAAAAGUGGCCUUUUCAUAAAAUAUUGUUUGGUGAGCUGUUUUGGAGUGGUGGGGCUGUCCAAAUCAUUUAUUUCUUCUCUGAAACUCAUUCCAGGCCUUUCAGUUGUGUGCAUCUAUUUUAAAGCGGUUGCACCUUUUUUGUGUGUGUGCUUGACUUUAAUUUUAAACGAAUAAACAUGAUAAGAUGAUGAGUUCAGUACACAGA
Messenger RNA from Sphaerodactylus townsendi, 3301 nucleotides. RefSeq names its product kinesin family member C3 (gene KIFC3). Gene Ontology annotation, biological process: microtubule-based movement. NCBI's taxonomy places the organism in Eukaryota, Metazoa, Chordata, Lepidosauria, Squamata, Sphaerodactylidae. The transcript has 18 exons. The coding region runs from base 312 to 2606 and encodes 764 amino acids. Gene Ontology annotation, molecular function: microtubule motor activity; ATP binding; microtubule binding. The record is from RefSeq and is a predicted model, not a curated record.